Messenger RNA from Leptopilina boulardi, 2205 nucleotides. RefSeq names its product dynein axonemal intermediate chain 2 (gene Dnai2). Bases 383 to 2146 code for a protein of 587 amino acids. Lineage: Eukaryota; Metazoa; Arthropoda; Insecta; Hymenoptera; Figitidae. Gene Ontology annotation, molecular function: dynein heavy chain binding; dynein light chain binding. The transcript has 10 exons. Gene Ontology annotation, cellular component: outer dynein arm. The record is from RefSeq and is a predicted model, not a curated record. Gene Ontology annotation, biological process: cilium movement; outer dynein arm assembly.
AAAUUUUUCUUUUUAUUUCCAAAUAUUUUGUGUUUGAAAAAGUAUUUUUUGUAAUUUGAAAUAAUUUUUUUUUUACUUUUUUCAAAUUAAUUAAAUUUUCUUUUUUUUAAAUCUUCAAUGCGUCUACGCUUCCAUAGUGAUUUGAUUGAUCUAACAAUAUUCUACACACGACAACUUUGUAUUUCAUUAGUGAAACAUAUUAAACAACUAUUUGUGAUUUUAUAUAUCCAAUUAGAAGAAAUAAAUCUUAUUUUUUUAUAAACAUUUAUUGAAAUUUUUAAUUCUUUAAUUUAAUAAAUAAAUAAAUUAUUUAUUGUUAAUUUAAUAAAUUAUUUAUAGUUGAUUUAAUAAAUUAUUUUUAAAAAAAAUUUUUUUUAAUAAAAUGGAACCAAUACAGUAUUGUUAUGAGAAAAAAAGGUGUCAAUUUGGAAAGAGAUGUAAUUUUUCCGAACAAGAUAAAAUGGAAGUUGAUAUUAAAUCAGAUGCAACUUUGGGACAAAAUUAUAUUCGAAUGGAUCCCAUAACUGAGGGUACACAGGAUGGUAAAAUUUUCGCUAUUCAUGAGAUAAACACAACAACUGCCACUUUUAAAGAAAAUGGAAUGCAUCAUGUUGAAGGUGGAUGGCCAAAGGACAUCAAUAUGCAUGAUUUAGAACAGACUGUCCGUUAUAGACGUAAAAUAGAAAAAGAUGAAUUAUAUAUUCAUACAAUGCUACAAAUGCUGCCAACCGUGGAACUUUGUACUUUACAAAAUAAUGCCUGCAAUAUUUAUGAACAAUAUUUUAACAAUAGUGAAUCAACUCCUCUCAUUCAAAAACCAUUUUCACGAACUGUCAAUGUUUAUCGUGAUCCACUUCCAAUGAAGAGACCAAUCACUCAUCUUUCUUGGUCACCAGAUCAAGGAAAUCGAAUAGCCGUUAGCUAUUGUAAUAUGACUUUUAAAAAGUCUUCCACUUAUAGUGCCAUAUCUUAUAUCUGGGAUGUUGAAAAUCCAAAUAAACCGUGCAUGGAAUUAAAACCAUUUUCUCCAAUGGUAACAUUAGAAUAUAAUCCUAAGGACAGUAAUGUUCUAAUAAGUGGAUUAAUGACUGGACAAAUUGCUGUCUGGGACGUAAGAAGAGCUUCUGAACCGACUGACAUAAGUUUAAUUGAAAAUAGUCACAGAGAUCCUUGUCAUAAAGUUUUAUGGAUAAAUUCAAAAACUGCAACAGAAUUUUUUAGUGCUUCAAAAGAUGGACAAGUUAAAUGGUGGGAUACAAGAAAACUUCAGAGUCCAAUAGAAACUUUAGUGAUGGAUUUAGUAAAACCAGAAGAACAAAAUAUCGAUAGAGCAAUUGGAAUUUCAAAUUUACAAUUUGAACCUUCUCUUGGAACACGAUUUAUGUGUGGAUUAGAAAAUGGUAUUGUAAUAUCGGGAAAUAGAAAAGGUAAAACUCCUCUAGAAAAAAUUGCAACUCGUUUUAAAGCUCAUUAUGGUCCUGUCAUUAGUGUCGAAAGAAAUCCAACUUUUGUGAAAAAUUUUCUAACAGUGGGCGAUUGGACUGCAAGAAUUUGGUCAGAAGACUGCAGAGAGUCAUGUAUUGUUUGGACACCAGGACAUAAAGAUCUUUUAACAGGUGGUGUUUGGAGUACAACUCGAUUUUCGGUAUUUUUCAUCACAAAAGUUGAUGGAACUUUGGAUGUUUGGGAUUUAAUAGUUCAACAAGAUUCUCCAGUUCUAAGCGUUAAGGUUUGUGAUGAUAUUUUGACGAGUAUUAGACCUCACGAGCAAGGUCAAUUGGUUGCAGUUUCAAGCAAAAAUGGAAUGACAUAUUUAAUUGAAUUUUCUGAUGUUCUAACUACAAAUCAAAAGAAUGAUAAACUUCUACUUACUGCUCUUUUGGACAGAGAGACAAGAAGAGAAAAAGUUAUAGAGGCAAAAAAUAGAGAACAAAGACUAAAAAUGAAGACAAUAAGACCAGAUUUGGCUAAUGAGUCACAUGAAACUAAUAAAUGUGAAAUUCAAGAAUCAAAUAAAGAUUCUCAUAUAAUUCAAUGUGAACAAGAUUAUGAAAAUGCCAUUCAAGCGGAAAUAGCUCGACAAAUAUCUGCUGAAAAUGCUGAGGUAAAUAACAAUAAUUUACAAAAUGGACCAACAAUUAAUUGAAAUAAAAAAAAAAUUUCUACCUAUAAAUUUAAAUUAAUUUUAAACUUUGUAUUUAGUAG